CAUCAGACAGACAACCGCUCUCUUAGUUAACACUUGACUGUCAGAAGAGUGUGGUAAAGAAAAGUAAAGACCAAAGACUGAAAUCUGACAAUUCCCUCAAAACAGCAGAAAAUGUUACAGAGGGCGGCAUCCAAUGUGUCAGACAAAGCAAAGAGCAACAAACCAAAGCGCUCCACAAGCUUCGGCAGGUUUGAGGGUCUCAGAUAUCAUUCAUCACAGGCCAAACCAGAGGAAAAUGGAACAACUAUGCUCACAGAGGAAUGUGAAAGUUCAGACCCCCAUAAAUCAGCUGGACUUGGGAAGAAAAUGAAAGCAAUUUCACUGACCAUGCGCAGAAGAAUGGGCAAAAAACACGUAAAGUCCUUUUCUGAGGAAACAUGUGAUGACACAGACAAAGAUCCAGACGCAGAGACAGAAAGUGUCUCUCCAGCUGAGAAAAACUUUGCAAAGACAAGCAACUCUUUAGAGAGUCUUUACAGUGGCCAGAGCUCUUUGAGUGGUGUGACCAGUGAGUCCAACGGUUCUGGUCAGAGAGACAGUCUGAAAUUGGAGGAAGACAGCUCCUACCAGGGACAGUUCUGUGGCAGAGCUCGGGUCCACACAGAUUUUGUUCCUAGCCCAUAUGACACAGACUCCCUCAAACUCAAGGUCGGUGACAUUAUCAACAUCAUCAGCAAGCCUCCGAUGGGCAUCUGGACGGGUAUGCUAAAAAACAAAGUGGGCAACUUUAAGUUCAUCUAUGUAGACGUUUUGGUGGAGAAAGAGGAAGAAGAAGAAGCUCCUAAGAUCCGACCACAGAAGCUAUGCAAAAGACCUCGACCUAAAACGCUGCUGGAGUUACUGGAGCGAUUGAAUCUGGAGGAAUACGCCUCUGCCUUGCUGCUGAAUGGCUAUCAGACAGUGGAGGACCUGAUGCACCUGCAGGAGAAACACUUGAUAGAACUGAACGUCAAAGACCCCGAACAUAGACGCAGGCUACUGGCUGCUGCUGAAUGUCGCUACACAGAAGGUGAUGAUGUCAGGGAUGCAGAGGAGCACAAGUCCUCCCACAGUCUACAGGAAGAAGACAGUGACUGUCCCAGAGACUCAGGCUGUUUCAUCCCAUCUGAAUGUUCAGACAGCAAAGAGGACACAGAGCAGCUCACAGAGCCAGUGGAAUCGUAAAGGGAUUGUUUGUCAGAUGGAUACGUUGACAUUUGGAAUAGCGAGUUGCAUGUUUUCGGAUGACUUCGAUAAAAAUGGUUAAAAAAAUAAAAAUAAAAAAAAAUACUUUUAAUCCACUCCAGAUGUAUCUUUGUACCCCUAUUCCAGCCACAAGUUUGCCUAAUGUAAAAGCUUUUUAGAAGUGUAACAGGAAAAACAAACAACCAGCAUUCUAAAUGUCAUCUUAUCCUUUUGUUGCUUUAUUGAGAUAAUAGUUGUAAAUUUUGAUUUUUUUAGACUGUUUUUUUUAAGUUGCAGAGGAAAUGGCAUUUUAUUGCUUUUAUGUCAAUUAUAUUUAUUGCAUUCUAAAGUCAUUCAGUGUUUUUGCAUAUAAAGCCUUUAUUUAUCACAACUGCAUCAUUUUUAACCUUUGUCAUUACAUCCAAUCUCACUUUAUCUUCCAGUGUGUGUGUGUCUGUGUGUGUCUGUGUUUUCCUGUGCAUGAAGUGGUAUUGAUGAAGGGAUGGUUUUGGAAUUCUGGUGUCUGAAUAUGACAAAUGCAUAUUCAGAUCUUGCCUAUAUUUUGUACUGUACAGAUUAAUGUGUGUUAUUUUCUGAACAUGUGUGUGAGUGAAAGUGUGGGUCAGAGAGUCUGUGUGUACAUUUAUGUGAAAGUCAUCUGUUUUCACAGUUUUUUGUAAACAAAUUAAAGAAAUACAGUAAAAUAGGA
Molecule: messenger RNA, 1873 nt
Organism: Stegastes partitus (bicolor damselfish)
Lineage: Eukaryota; Metazoa; Chordata; Actinopteri; Pomacentridae
Gene: samsn1a
Product: SAM domain, SH3 domain and nuclear localisation signals 1a
Exons: 8
Coding region: 112-1164 (350 amino acids)
Molecular function (GO): protein binding
Source: RefSeq, a predicted model, not a curated record